CAGCAGUUCAACUUUGUAUCAACAACAAACAUCUGAGUGUGGUUCACCAACACAUUUCCUGUUGCCUUAACAAAAAAAGGCAGUUGUCAGAGAGCGACAGGAAAGCUGCUGUCCUGAGCGAAGCAGAUAAAUGAGUCAACUGAGACACCCAGUCUCUACAUGUGCUACACGUGCAGCUCAAUGGAAAAUGUGGCUGUUCAAGGUCUUCAGUGUAAUAUAUGCGGUUGCUGUUUGUGCUUCUGAGGAUAACGAUGCAACCACCUACAGUUAUAGAGAAAGUGAAUCGACAGCACCUCCUCCUUUUGAGCCUCCGGUACCAGUUCUGGAGCGAACGUCCUCCUGGUCAGACGUCUUCUCUUCUGAGAAAGUAGUGCUAGAAUGUAAAGCCACUAGCAGCUCGGAGCUGAUCAUCACAUGGAAGAAAGAUGGAAGCCCUCUAGGUUCUGGUCCAAAUCUGUCUCCGUCCCCAGAUAAGUCAGUGCUUACAAUCACAGCGUCAUCAACACAAGAUUCUGGAAAUUACACCUGUGUGGUUGAGGGCAAAAAGAAGCCCAGUCAAACUAAAGAAAGUGGACCUGUCGAAAUUACAGUUUAUGACCCACCAACACCAGGUCUGCAGCUUCAGACUGCCUGGAAAGAUGUGUUUGAAGGUGAGGCGGUGGAAUUUCGCUGUCACGUUGUCAGCAGCACCCCUGGCUGGACGUUUACAUGGCACAGAAAUAAGCAGCAGCUCCAAAAUAACCCAGUUGAGAUCAUUAAUGGGAACGGAUCAUCAUUAAAAAUCAACCCGGUCCGUCAGACGCAUAAAGGAUCAUAUACCUGCAAAGCUCACCUUACAUCUAGGGGAGUGAACUCUGGAUUCAGCAGCGAGGUUAUGAUCCAAGUUAGCGCUGAGAAACCCACUCUCACACUGACACGAGAUCCAGAAUACGAUGUGAUGUUUGCUGGAGAAGCGGUCACCUUCAGCUGUGCCAUCAGUGUCCAGUCUGCAUGGACGUACCUGUGGUACAAAGAUGGCAGUCAGCUUCCUGGAUCAUCAGACAAACUUAAAGUUCAAAUUCGUGGAACAGCAGAUCAGGGAUCGUAUACAUGCAAAGCAACAAGAGGUCAAAAUUCAGCCUUCAACACUGAUUCAAGUGCAGCUAAACAACUUAAAGUGCAACAAAACAAGCCUAAGCCUACAAUAACUCAACAGCCAGACGCUGAAAAGCUUUACGUUGGAGAAAACGUGUCCUUUGAAUGCAAAGUUGAAAACUCAGAUGGAUGGAGCUAUGACUGGUACAAAGAUGAAGCAUCAAUUCCCAACAACAGCAACAGUUUAAAAAUGGAAGGACUCGUUUUGUUAAACGGGGGAGUUUAUAAGUGCAAGGCCAAAAGAGAGAAAACAGGAUUCAACACAGAAUUCAGUGACCAGCGGACCGUACAAAUCUCUGAAAUUCCUGUUCCAACUUUGAAGCUAGUAACCAAAUGGCCAGAUGUGUUCCCCACUGAGAGUGUAAAUAUGAUCUGUGAGAUGCAGACGGACAGCGCUGACUGGACAUACGCGUUUUACAGAGAUGGCACAAAGGUCCAGCAUUAUAAUUCAGAUAAUCUUUCCAUCACCUCUGCUUCAACCUCAGACGGGGGAAGCUACAGCUGCUCAGGAAAACUGAAGAGCAGGGACGUCUACAGCACCAAAGGUUCUCCACUAAAUCUUCAUGUCGAUGCUGAGAAACCCACUCUCACACUGACACGAGAUCCAGAAUACGAUGUGAUGUUUGCUGGAGAAGCGGUCACCUUCAGCUGUGCCAUCAGUGUCCAGUCUGAAUGGACGUACCUGUGGUACAUAAAUGGCAGUAAGGUUACUGGAUCAUCAGACAAACUUAAAGUUCAAAUUCGUGGAACAGCAGAUCAGGGAUCGUAUACAUGCAAAGCAACAAGAGGUCAAAAUUCAGCCUUCAUCAUUGAUUCAAGUGCAGCUAAACAACUUAAAGUGCAACAAAACAAGCCUAAGCCUACAAUAACUCAACAGCCAGAUGCUAAAAAGCUUUACGUUGGAGAAAACGUGUCCUUUGAAUGCAAAGUUGAAAACUCAGAUGGAUGGAGCUAUGACUGGUACAAAGAUGAAGCAUCAAUUCCCAACAACAGCAACAGUUUAAAAAUGAAAGGACUCGUUUUGUUAAACGGGGGAGUUUAUAAGUGCAAGGCCAAAAGAGACAAAACAGGAUUCAACACAGAAUUCAGUGACCAGCGGACCGUACAAAUCUCUGAAAUUCCUGUUCCAACUUUGAAGCUAGUAACCAAAUGGCCAGAUGUGUUCCCCACUGAGAGUGUAAAUAUGAGCUGUGAGAUGCAGAAGGACAGCGCUGACUGGACAUACGCGUUUUACAGAGAUGGCACAAAGGUCCAGCAUUAUAAUUCAGAUAAGGGCAGAAAUCUUUCCAUCACCUCUGCUUCAACCUCAGACGGGGGAAACUACAGCUGCUCAGGAAAACUGAAGAGCAGGGACGUCUACAGCACCAAAGGUUCUCCACUAAAUCUUCAUGUCUAUGAUGCAAAACCGACAGUCACACUGGAGCAGAAUCCGGCACAUAAUUUGAUGCACUCUGAGGACUCAGUGUCCCUUAACUGUCACGUUAAUGUUUCCUCUGGAUGGACGUAUCUGUGGUACAAAGAUGGCAGCAAGUUAGACUUAUCUGGAAGCAAAUACAACAUCACUUCUGUGGCAACAAAAGACUCUGGUUCAUAUAAAUGCAAAGUUAGCAGAGGAACAGAAAGGGUCUUCUAUUCAAGCUACAGUAACAAAAUAAAGCUCAACGUUGAAGAGCGCCCAAAGGCUUCUAUAGUCCUGCUAACUGGCUGGUCAGACGUCUUCUCCACUGAUAGCUUGAGUCUAAAAUGUGAAGUAAAGGAGAGCACGCACAACUGGAUGCAUUACACAUGGUUCAAAGAGGGGGAACGAAUCGAUUCAUUCAAUGUGACACAUACAGUAACUCCCAGCAAUGACCCCGACCAGAGUACUUACACCUGCUGUGCACAUGCUGAUGAGAGACCCUUAUACUCAAAAUCCAGUGACUCCUUCAAGACCAAGAACCUUCUGUUAAAGAGGCGGGUGCUUCUUUCCAUCUCUGGCUGCAUCGUCUUUGGUAUCGCUGCGGUCUUGAUAGGAUGCGUGGCCCUGAGAGUCUUCCGCAAACCAAAUGGUCGUGAUGACAAAAUGGAAGAGGUCAACCUGUUUCCGACAAUGGCCGAGCUAAAGAUAACUGAUGUGCCGUGUCCACUGGUUGAGUACAUCACUGAUGCCUCUCUGAAUGCACCAGCUAAAGAAGAAGAGGAGGAGAAUGGCACAGUCUGCAGUGAAACAACACCCUUACCAAUAACCAAGCAGGAGGACCAAGCUGCAACGACUGACAACCAGGAAACAACAGAAACCAACGGUGGGCUGAGUUCUUUUCUACAAUGAAUGACGAAGUCUUUGCAUCAACAACAGGCCUAUCAAUGAGUCAGCAGACGUACUUCAGCUCUGUGAGGCUUUAAUGGUCAGUGCACACCAGAAAACAACAUCUUUGUGCGAUCUAGUGAUGUGGCAGUCACAGGACAUCUGAAACUCAGCUGAAGAUCAUUACAAUUGAUGUGAAAGGUUUUCGUUUUAGACGUACUCUGUCAUGGCCCGACAGCUGGAAACUCUUCAGGGCGAGAUAGUUUUAAAAAACCAGCUACUGAAAAAAAUAAACAUAUGAUAAAAUAUGCAUGAACAGAUAUUUUAUACACACAUUUCCAAACAGCACAAAACUGUUGAGGAUUUAUGCAUCGUUUAAUUCACAUUGUUUGAAUGAAUUUGGAUUUUAAGGCACUGUUAAAUAGAAAAAACAUUAUUUAUGAGCUGAACAUCAUUUAUAACCACUGUUCAUUUUGAGUUGCUGUAUAUAUUUUACAUGUACGAUGACGUGGAGGAGAAUUUAUUCGUUGUUCUUCAGUUAGAUCUUCAGUUCUCCGAGCAAGCAGCAGAUGUCAGCAGAUGUAACACAGGCUGUGGUGUUGUCCAAACUUUAUUUUUACCGUAACGAUGAAUGUCACUUUUGUUCUUUGCUUCUUGCUUCGUUUUCUAACCACUUGGAUGUUGAUUAGUUGAUGUAUUUAUGUAAAAAUUCAAGCAUUUUAAGUUUCCACAUGAAUUGUGUUAAUAAAAAGUAUAAAAUGUU
Messenger RNA from Maylandia zebra (zebra mbuna), 4181 nucleotides. RefSeq names its product cell adhesion molecule CEACAM5. Gene Ontology annotation, biological process: immune response; cell surface receptor signaling pathway. NCBI's taxonomy places the organism in Eukaryota, Metazoa, Chordata, Actinopteri, Cichliformes, Cichlidae. Gene Ontology annotation, cellular component: external side of plasma membrane. Gene Ontology annotation, molecular function: transmembrane signaling receptor activity. The record is from RefSeq and is a predicted model, not a curated record.